Drosophila innubila is the source of this 2542-nucleotide messenger RNA. RefSeq lists its product as uncharacterized. Lineage: Eukaryota; Metazoa; Arthropoda; Insecta; Diptera; Drosophilidae. Bases 294 to 2018 code for a protein of 574 amino acids. The record is from RefSeq and is a predicted model, not a curated record. The transcript has 7 exons.
GCUUGAUAUUGCGAUUCACUUGCAGUUCUGUAAAAUAAACGAAAACGCAAUAAUUGGCAUUGCAAACUGUUGUAAAGUCAAAAAAUUAGAAAUAGUAAUAACCGCAAGACAACCUAAAGAGUUACAAUUUGUUGAUUAUUUUCAAGAGUGGCUGUGAAAUCCAAUAACCUUAUUUAAAUUUUGUUUUUUUUGUUUGUUUUUUGGGGCGGGGGUGCAAGAGUAUUAUAAAAGUGAUUUUUCAUUCUAAACGCAAUCGGGAAAUUCCAGAGCCCUAUUUGUGUGGCUUUGCAAAAAUGCUUAGCGUGUGCAGUACAGCACUAGCAAUAACUUUAGUAAUCUACGUUUGUUUUCAUGCAGUUAAUUGUGAACACGUUGUUAUAACGGCACCAGAACAUAUCCUAUUCGGAUCGACAGUAAAUGUUACCGCCACACUGUACGAUGGUAAUAAAGUGGCUGACAAAGGCGAAUACUCUUUCAACUGGAAAGCGAGUGGUGGCCGGAAAGAGGAAAUUGAAACGUCCGAACCGAUCAGUAAUUGGACCGUCAAGUAUCCAAGGGAUGUGACAAAACUAGGAACUCAUCGUUUGGAUGUCGAAGUUAAGAAGAAGACAUUUAUAUUGUGGCCAGUUGUGGCUGAAAAUUCAGUGAAAUUUGAAUUGGUUGACUCCCUGACUGGCAGCCUGGAGCUUAUACAAAAUGAAAAGGUGCGCAAACAGGAUUUUGUGUCCACAAAGGAUGUGGUUAAUCAUAGCAUUGACCUGUGGCCGGCUGAUUAUAAAUAUUUGAUGGAAAAUCAUUAUUAUGUCAAUACCUAUUGGUUCGAAAAUUGUACAUAUCUGGGCAUGUCGCAUGCCUAUGACUAUCAAGCAAUGUAUCCCGAGGCUGAUCAAUAUUUUAAUAUUGGAGUUCUAGUGGUGGCAUCACCAAAUGCACCACCAGAGCCAAUCCCAUCUACAACAACAACGACUACAACAACAACCACAACGACUACAACAACCACAACUACAACUAGCACUACCACACCAGCAACUACAACGUCAACCACUCCAGCAACAACAACUCCAUCAACUACAACAACUCCAGCAACAACUACAACAACAAUUAAACCUAAACAGUUUCGUUCGAAGCGUGACUUGAACCAAACAAUGCAUAAAAAUGCAGCGCUGCUUGGUUUCAAUUUAACAGAUGCACGGCAAAAACAACUCCAGAUGAACAACAACAACAGCACUUUGAACACAUCUUUAGCAUUGGUAAAUCCCUUAGGAGUGCGCAAACUAAAGCUGUUACCUGUUCCGCCCCCUCCCUACAAUUGUAUCAAUGGCAAUAUAAUCGCCAAGGAUGUGAACAACACUUACGGCUUCUUCGAACGGCGUAUAGUGUCCAAAAAGCCCAUCUCCGAUUUUGGCACCAGCGGCAAGAACUGGGUUCAGCACUGGGAGCUGAUUAAUCUACAAGUCAAUUGCAAGGGCUCAGCGCCAUUUGAAGUCUGUAUUACGGUGUUUAAUGCGCCGUACAAUGCAACAGGCAACGAGACUUGCGGCCUAUAUAUAAAGUACGACAAAUGUGACAUUAACUAUGAGCGCUACUUUUCGGACAGCAAGACAAUUCUGUUUUUCAUACGCAACGAAGUAUCUGAGAGCGUAAAUCAGGUGACCAUUAAUAUCUAUGAAGCCAAACGACAGUCGCAGCUUUCGGUUGUCGUCGUGCCCAUUGCCUGCACAUUGGUCGCCGUUUGUCUAGUUAUCUUUGGAGUGGCCUACUACAUGCAGAGCCGUAAUCGGUUUACGGUAGAGGUGGCUGAUUUCAAUUUUGGUGACACGCAAUCGGUGGACAUGGAAUACAAGACAUUCCAGCAGCGAUUAAUUGAUAGCAUACGCGACGCGUGGCCAUGGCAGAGAUGGCGUCGUUAUUCGCAGUCUACCACGGAUCUCAUUGCUGAUCAGCCAUCCAAUUCAGGCGGAUUUAGCGAUAAUGCUGGCGAAGUGGACAGCAGCUUGCGCUACAAUACGUUCAAUUAAAAUCGAACGCCAUUACAUUAUUGUUAUCUAUAUAUCAUUUAACCGAUUUAAUUUAAUUACUAGUCUUAAGUUUAUUUUGAUUUGAUUUUUUUGAAUAGGUGCGUUUCGUACUUUUUAGUCAUUUGCAUUGUAUUAUGGUUUUUGGUAGUGUGCUAACCAUUUUUUGUUGUUAACUUGUUGUUUUUUCUUUAAAAAUGGUGUUCGUAUUCGUUCACAUUUAACGCACACUUGCUCACCAAUUCCAAAAAAAAACUUGCAAUAAACAUUAGCAAAUGGAGAAACUUUAUGAACGCAGAUGAUAUUCUCAUAAAAUGUUGUAAAAGACUGUCAUUGUUCUAAAAACAAACAAGCAAAAGCGAAUAACAGAAUAAAAAAGAAAAAUCUACUCAAAAUUAAUUGUAUUAAAUAUAAGCAUUAAAUAAUUUAAUGUUUUGUGAAUGCAAUAUUAGGGUAUUCCAGCUCUCGAAAAUGCAAGGCAAAGAAACAGCACAUACACACAAGUAAAUAAAAACGCAAAUAUUGUA